AUGGAACAGCCCUUCUCGACCUCGAAGGUCACAGUCGAUUACUUCGACCCUCACGAUGUCUACAAACUUCUUGCCCCGGGGCUGCUCCCGCGACUCCCCCUCCACAACCUGCACUGGCAGUCCCACGCCGGCCCUCUGCGAUCCAUCGAGACACUGCAUGUCGAGCUCGUCGACGCCCUCGCCGCUGCCAAAGCCCCCAAGCAGAGGCAGCCUUCCAUAACACCCGCAUCCGGCACUGGCGGCGACGAUGGCUUCCAGACACAGCCUCUUGCAGGUGGCAACCGACUCACUGCCGACGCUGACGAUGCCUUCCCCGCCAAGCCAUACUCGCCCGGCUACGGUCCCUCGGCUGCUAACGUCCGCCGCCACCAGAUCCCAGGCCUGCGCCGGACACCAUACCUGAAGGUCCUGCUUGUUCGAUGCGAUGACAACGACCAGUACAAGUCAAGUGUGCGCUCAGAGAUCCGCGACUGGCUCAAGGAGCACGCCACGCCGGCCUCGACCACCAAUAGCAAGAAAGACGCGCGGACUGCCGCCGAGAACCACGAUGCAUGCGAGCUCCUGAUAAUACACGUUGUUGUGCCCAACACCGUCGCCGCUACCCAGCCUAGGAUGACCGGCGGCGGAGGCGUGGACGGCAGGUCGGACGCGUUGCCAGUGACAAAGACCACAUCUAGAUGGGGCAAGAACACGACCCCGCUGCUGGAAAGAAUGAGAAGCGAUUAUGGGAGCUCUUCCAAGGCAAAUGUCGACAGGAUAGCGCAGAUACGCAUCGGUAUCAACGAUGUGCCUUACGAUCUUCUGCCGAGGGUCGUGCCCGCCGUGCCUACGGGCUACAUGGAGACCGAGGAAGACGCCAAGGUCGCCUGGGCCGAUCUCAUCGACAAAUUCAAGAGGCUGAUCCUGGCUAGCUUCGACAUGAGGGUCAGCCAGUACGAGGAAGACAUCAAGGAAAAGGACGCGCAGAGAAGUCUGCCCGGCUGGAACUUCUGCACCUUCUUCAUUCUGAAGGAGGGACUAGCAAGGGGCUUCGAGAGCGUAGGAUUGGUGGACGAUGCCCUUGUUGGAUACGACGAAUUAAGUGUCGGCUUGGACACCAUAAUACAAGAGCAAGCGGCUGCGGACUUUGACGACACCCAUGGGGGCUCACUGCUUCCGCACACCCCGGACCUCAAGAAGAUCGCGCAGUCGGCGAUGGUGACGGCGAGCACAGGGACACUGGAGUUUGACGACGAGGAAACCGUGGAUCUGCAGUCCUCCAAGGAACCAGAACCCCAGGAAAAAUUCGACGACAUCCCCAUCUCUGUCAUGAAGAAGGCUUACCGAGACCUGAUUCUAUCAAAUAACGUGUCGAUAUUUGAUUUCAGGUGUUAUAUAUUUGCACGACAAAUUGCACUGCUCCUCCGCCUGGGCAAUGCUUGGUCCACGCGGGAAGAGCUGCUCGCCAAAGUCAAAGAACAGCAGGAGUCCAUACUGCAUGGUGUUGCACCACGGGCCCCACCUCCACAGCCAGCGGACGAGUCCGAAAACCUGUCUAUGCUGGCAGAAAUAUGCAAACGCACUCUUGAGUUCAUACCUGCUGUAUCCCAGGUCAUGCGCCGAGAUGUCAUUGCCGCUCUGGCCGACCAACGCAAGCUCGAGGCCGGCGGCGUGACGCCCAAGACGACAAUUCCCUACGAGAACCUCGUGUCAGAGGUGGCCGAGAAUAUAGUCGCGUCUUUUGCUUUCUCGAUAGCCCAACAAAUCCUUGCACAGACGUCUACGAAGGCUUUGCCCAUCCCGCCGCCGACCACAACCCCAACUGGUGAGGACGGUCCAGAGCAGAAGUCGAAGGAGUCCAUACCAGAGCCCAAGACGAUGAUGCACCCCGUUAGAACGACAUCUCUCAGGGUUUCAACAACGGGGGACGGUCGACUGCCGCCGCUGCCCAGUCCAAACUUCUUCCCGGGCCCUGGCACUCGCAGAGCGAGCACAGCUGAUGUGCAGGAUACAAUAAAUCAACGGCACCACAAGGCAGGACAAGAAGAGCUGGCUGCUAGAAGAGCUGAGCUUUAUGCGUUGUCACGGAACAUAUUGGAGGAGUGCGGCAAAAAGCGGGGCUGGAGCGAUGGGUGGUCUUCUGCACCGGUCAUAGGAGAAACCGGGUUGCAGGAAAUGGAAGAUAUCAGCCUUGACGACGACUUGCCGCCAAGUCCUUCACAGCCGACAAGAACCCCAUCAUCAGAUCUUACUCUUGCCGGUAUUGACAACAAACUCCUUCGAACGGCCCUCGACACCAAAGAGGAUUUCUACCGCCUGUACGAGAUGCUCACAGACAAAUCCUUGCGUCACUACACUGUCGCCAGCCAUACACACUCUGUCCUGGCCAAUAUGGCAGAUCUUGCCGUCAUGAAGUACUACCUGGAAGACUACUCCGCCGCAGCGUCAUAUUUCCUCCGGACGACGCCAUUUUACGGAGAGAGCGGAUGGAGCUUGCUUGAGCUAUCUAUGCUUGUCAUGUACUCAAAGUGCCUUCGAGAACUGAACAGGAACGACGUCUAUGUCAAAGUCAUGCUCAAACUACUUUCAAAAGCAGCAAACUCGGAAAGGGAUAGGAUCGAGGAAAGGGGCUCGGUCAAAUUAAGCCAGAAAGAGGCCAAGGAGUACGCGGAGAACGAGUUGUUUAAAGGCUUUCUACCCGACUUUCUGACUGCUGCCAAAUCUUUCGACAAGGAGGUGAAGCAUUCGCUGCAGAACUUCUUCACCCAUAUCGAGGUUGAAGGCACACCGGCAUACGACGACGACCAGGACAGCUUUAACUUGACCUUGGUACUCCGGAGCGUUCUAGCCGACCCACUACCCGUGGACAAGGCCUUCCUGCGGAUCAUCACCACUGGCGGACGCGAAAUCUGGCUUGAAAGUGGCGACAAGCUGGAACUGAGACCCGGGCGGAACAAGAUUCAGCUGCGAUGCAUGGCCAUGAACCCGGGCACGUAUGAGGUCGACCGAGUCCAGUUGAAUAGCGGACCGUUGAAGCUCAGCUUUGAGAGACAAGCAUUCCAGCCUGUUGAGCGCGAUGCGGUCAAUCUGAGGAACCCAUACGUGACCUUGUAUCAACGUGCCGACACACUUGACCUGCGUGUCGAGCCAUCGACGGUAACACAACUGGAUAGGAACUUCGCCAUGGAUCUUGAGUUGACGACGGGGUGGAAUGAGGUGGAGUCCUGCGAGAUUCGCGUCCGGUCUGCGACAGGGGGCCUCCGGCUCCUUACGGCAGAAGCUCAAAUACUCGGUACUGAGGAACACAAGCAGCCAGCAUCGUCUGAACCAGGCUUGUUUGUGUUUGCGUCUCUGGCAGCCAGGUCGUCGGUCAAGGCUCGGAUACCUUUUACCACCGAGCAGGAUGCCCCAAGUGUCUCCAUCAAAGUCGAGGUCAAGUACACUACCUCUCGGGGAACGUUCACCUUGUCCAAAACGCCGUCAAUACCACUAGCUCUGAAGUUGGGCGUCAAUGUCCAGGAUGUUUUCAAGCACACAGCGCUUUUCUCGCGCUUCACCGUAUCAACAGCGACACAAAGUCCACUGCGCCUGUUCAAAUCGGAGCUCAUUGAAUCGGAUGUAUUCGAGUCACGAUUUGGAGUGCCACCUACAAACCCAGUUGUCAUUUUUCCAAAGCAGCCGGCGAGCCUGAUCUACAGGAUCAACCGCAUACCGGGAUCCAGGAUCGGCCCCAACACUAACAAGACCAUGUACUUGAAGCUGUCAUACAGCGUCCUUCAGGAUGAGAUCAGGGAUAAUAUCCGUGAGUCGUUGACUGACGCACUGAAAGACACCGAGUUAUGGAAGUACAGCAGGCUCCUAGUGGCGAGUGUGCUGGAACGGGUGAAGAGCGAUCUUACGGCUUAUGAUCUCGAGAGGUCUGCGACGCUGGGCGAGCUGCCGCUGAGUUUUCUAACUGAGGUCAAGUGGCAGAAGCAGUUCUCCGGGCUGGGCACAACAUCGGCCGGAGAAAGCAUCCCGGCACUUAUGUCCCAAUUCAUAGUCAACUGGACAAAGAAGACCCCAAGGAUCCCAGCAAUGCGCCAGGUAGAUCCUACACAACUGCAGUCGAUCCUCAUCCCCGUCGACGUCCCGUCGAUACCGGUCGUGCACACCGCCGACAUCCGACUGCAAAGACCCGUCCCGUCUCUUGUUGAGCCUGCAGAUGAGUACGAGGCACCAGUGGUCUGCGUCAACCAGCUUCUCCCGGCGACAUUGCACCUGAAAUGGACACGGGUUUGGGACACAAGCAGACUCGACACCGCCGCCGCAGCGUCUUCCGCCGAAGAAGCUGCAGGUGACGAAUUCAGCUACGAUGUCACUGCGCCGAGCGAUACGUGGCUCGUCGGCGGCCGGAAGAAGGGCCACUUCGUCAUUCCUGCGCGAAACUCCACCGGCGAGGAAGGCGACCUGGUGAGCUCCUCUCCCAUCAACGAGGCGGACAUCCCACUCGUGCUCAUCCCGCUAAGGGAGGGGUACCUGCCGUACCCCAGCGUCGAGGUCAGGGAGAGCAGCGGACCUGCCGAGACCAACGACAACGAGAGCCACGGCCAUGGCCACGGUCAGGGCCAGGGGAGGAAGAGCCCGGCCGUCACUGGGCACUGCGAGACGGACUAUCGGAACCUGGGCGAGACGGUGCGGGUUGUUGCGGACCGGAGGAGGGUCACCGUGUCGCUGGAUGCCAGUGGGGCUGGUGGUGGGCCGUUGGUGCUUGAUAGUGAGAGGGUCACUGGGACGGAGAUUGGGAGGGUGGUUGCCUAG
This is a messenger RNA of Diaporthe citri, 4779 nucleotides long. RefSeq lists its product as uncharacterized. Lineage: Eukaryota; Fungi; Ascomycota; Sordariomycetes; Diaporthales; Diaporthaceae. Gene Ontology annotation, cellular component: TRAPPII protein complex. Bases 1 to 4779 code for a protein of 1592 amino acids. The record is from RefSeq and is a predicted model, not a curated record. Gene Ontology annotation, biological process: early endosome to Golgi transport; intra-Golgi vesicle-mediated transport. The transcript is spliced from 2 exons.